UCGUACAAUGCAGAGAACCUCAAAAGCUCGAAGCAUGGCACUCCCGAUUCGAUGGACCACGUCACGAAACGCUUUGAUGAGACCACAAACCGACUAUUCCGAGACAAGAAGGAGCUACAAUUCGUUCCAUUCGGCUCUCCGCUUGACAAAGAUCUCUCAGCCGGCAUCCAUGGAUGCCAGCUGAAACUCGAUGUGUAA
Suillus clintonianus is the source of this 198-nucleotide messenger RNA. RefSeq lists its product as uncharacterized. The transcript has a single exon. The annotation marks the transcript as partial. NCBI's taxonomy places the organism in Eukaryota, Fungi, Basidiomycota, Agaricomycetes, Boletales, Suillaceae. The record is from RefSeq and is a predicted model, not a curated record.